Messenger RNA from Zootermopsis nevadensis, 705 nucleotides. The record is from RefSeq and is a predicted model, not a curated record. NCBI's taxonomy places the organism in Eukaryota, Metazoa, Arthropoda, Insecta, Blattodea, Termopsidae.
AUGUACCUGCAGCUACUGGUUAAAUUUGCAAAAAAACAUUCACCAUUUCCCACUCCACUGGAGCAGAAAGAAUUACAACAGUAUGAAGCAUUUCAUGAUAAAGUGGUAGCGGAGCGUUUUGAAUUCAUUCAUUUUGUUAAGCAGCGGUGUGCGUUGACCCAAGACAGAUAUCUGGUGAUCAAUCCGGAUGUAAAGAAAUAUAUUGAAGAAAUGUGGCAACAUCGACUAUCUCGAGCAUCAAAAUAUCCGGCAGAUUACGAGCCUCUACGACUCCUGCCGCUAGUAUAUUCUGAUAAAAAGAAACCUGUGGUUAUGAAACUGGAAGAAAACCUGCUGGAAGUGGGUUCAAUUCCAUUUAUUUUUCUGCCAAAAUUUAAGAAUCCAAUUCAUAUUCCUACUGAUUAUUCAAGAAUGAGGGCAAGAUUCCCACCUGAAUCUGAUGGCACAAGAAAUACUUUCAAAAUUCCAGUGAGUGAAGAUAAGAAUGCUGAAACGUUUGCUGUUGCCGGUGGAGUUCAUGUGGUGAUAUCUUCAAGUGCUUUGAAGCGUAUUACUGAUAAUCAUCCACCAAAUUUUGAAAAAGCUUGGGACUUACCAGUAAUAGUAAAGGAAUAUAAGCAGUGUGAUAAUAAAGUUGUUAAGGUUGUGUACCUGAACAAAGCUCUUCCGCCAAAGUGUUUGACAACUGUUGAAAAGAAUACGUAG